Molecule: messenger RNA, 7615 nt
Organism: Austrofundulus limnaeus
Lineage: Eukaryota; Metazoa; Chordata; Actinopteri; Cyprinodontiformes; Rivulidae
Gene: fn1b
Product: fibronectin 1b
Exons: 45
Coding region: 112-7155 (2347 amino acids)
Biological process (GO): heart development; cell-matrix adhesion; nervous system development
Cellular component (GO): extracellular region
Molecular function (GO): proteoglycan binding; extracellular matrix structural constituent; integrin binding
Source: RefSeq, a predicted model, not a curated record
GGAGACAGCAGCAGCUGCAGGGUUCGGCAGAGCGGACCGCCUGGAGCCAGAACCAGAUCUCUCCACGCUUUAAUUAUUUUAUUGUACUUUUAUUUUGCAUUAAAACCCAGGAUGACCCGCGCCGCACUGAGCGCGGUUCUGGUUGCGCUCUGCGUAAUUGGCGCGGUCCAUGGCGCACCGAAGAAGGGCAAAAGACAGAGCGGGCAGUACCAGGUGUACCCGAACCUUCAAGACCCGGCUUUCAGUCCAGUGAGCUGUGAGGAGAACGGGCAGACCUACAGGCAGAACCAGCAGUGGGAGAAGCAGUACCGGGGCAACACCUUGGUCUGCACCUGCAACGGAGCCGCAGGGAUCAACUGUAAAACUAAACCAGAGGACGAGACGUGCUACGAUAAGGACAAUGUCCAGACAUACCGGGUCGGCGACACCUACGAGAGACCAAAGGAGGGGUUGAUGUGGGACUGCACCUGUAUCGGAGCUGGAAAGAUCUCCUGCACCAUCGCAAAUCGUUGCCACGACAACGGGAGGUCCUUCAAAAUCGGCGACACGUGGCAGAAGCCUCACGAGAARGGAGAAUCCAUGCUGGAGUGCAUCUGUCUAGGAAACAACAAAGGGGAGUGGACCUGCAAGCCUGUAGCUGAACGUUGCUAUGACAACUACGCCGCAACGUCGUUUGUCGUCGGGGAUACCUGGGAGAGACCGUACCAAGGCUGGAUGAUGCUGGACUGCACCUGCUUAGGAGGAGGAAACGGACACGUCAAAUGUACCUCCAGAAACCGCUGCAACGACCCGGUGACCCGGAGGUCUUACAGUAUUGGACAAACGUGGGCCAAACAAGACUCCAGGGGGAACUCCAUGCAGUGCGUGUGUCUGGGAAACGGCCGCGGAGAGUCCAGCUGCCACGCCGAGGGUCGAACCCAGCCCCUGCUGCAUCAGGUGCCCGCCGCCGAGGGAACCUGCCAGACGGACUCUGGAGCCACCUACUACGACGGGCAGCGCUGGAUCAGGAGGCAGGGCAGCAAGCAGAUGCUGUGCACCUGCCUGGGUAACGGGGUCAAGUGUCAGGAGUGGGAGGCCCAGAGCCACGUGUACGGGGGUAACUCCAACGGCCAGCCCUGUGUCUUCCCGUUCGUCUUCCUGGGGAAGACGUACUACUCCUGCACGUCGGACGGACGCAGCGACGGCCAGCUUUGGUGCUCCACGACCUCGAACUACGAGCAGGACCAGCAGUACUCCUUCUGCACAGAAAGAUACGCCAGCGUCGUGACCCGCGGUGGAAACUCCAACAACGCCCUCUGCCACUUCCCCUUCCUCUUCAGCGGUCAGAACUAUACCGAGUGCACCCCCGACGGGCGCCGCGACGGCAUGAGGUGGUGCAGCACCACGCACAACUACGAUGUAGACCAGCGCUACGGGUUCUGUCCGAUGGCUGCCCAUGAAGAGGUCUGCACCACCAGCGAGGGAGUGAUGCAUCGCGUGGGGGACAAGUGGGAGAAACGCCACGCCAUGGGUCACAUGAUGGAGUGCACAUGUGAGGGGAACGGGCGCGGCGAGUGGAACUGUGUUCCGUACGCAACUCAGCAAGAUCGCUGCCUUGUUGAUGGUCUGUACUAUGAAGUCAACCAGGAAUUCACCAAGCGCCACACGGAGGGACACAUGAUGAACUGCACCUGCUUUGGAGAGGGACGUGGACGCUGGAAAUGUGACCCGAUCGAUCAGUGUCAGGAGCCACAGAACAGGGUCUUCUAUCAGAUCGGAGAGCAGUGGGACAAAGUUUACAACGGGAUCCAGUACCGAUGCUAUUGCUACGGCAAUGGGAAUGGAGAGAUGAGAUGUGAACCUCUGCAGACCUACCCUGGCGGCUCCAGACCGGUCCAGGUGAUCAUCACAGAGGCGGGAAAACAGCCAGACUCUCGCCCCAUCCAGUGGAACGCUCCGACAUCCACCCACGUUUCACAGUACAUCCUCAAAUGGAGACUCAAAAGCAGUCACUCUCCUUGGAGAGAGGUCAUCAUCCCCGGACACCUGAGCUCCUACACCAUCAGUGGACUGCGCCCCGGGGUCACCUACGAGGGUCAGCUGAUCAGCAUUCUGCACUUCGGACGCCGUGAGGUCACGCGCUUCGAUUUCACCACCGCCCAAGGCUCCCUGGAGACGUGGGAAGGAGAGAUGACCGCACAGCCCACCGCCCCUCCACCGCACGUAGAGAUGUUCCAGCCGGUGACAGAAAUCACCUCCAACAGCUUUGUCGUGUCCUGGAACUCGGCUACUUCGACCAUCACCGGCUUCAGACUGGAGUACGAGCUCAUCGAGGAGGGGGCCAAACAGAACGUCCUGGAAAUUCCUCGCACCACCACCUCUGUCACCAUCAGUGACCUGCUGCCUGGACGCAGAUAUAACGUCAGUGUUUACGAGCUGCCGGAGGCCGGACAACCGAACCUGAUCCUGACCACCUCACAGACCACAGCUCCUGAUUCACCGACUCUGCACCCUGCGGAUGAGAUCCAGGAGASCUCCAUCAGAAUCAGCUGGACCAGACCUCAGGCUCCGAUUACCGGGUACCGUGUGGUGUACGCGCCGUCAGAGGAAGGCAGCAGCACCGAGCUCAUCCUGCCRGACUCGGAGACUUCGGUGACCCUGGUGGACCUCCACCCCGGUUUGCUCUACAACGUCAGCAUCUACGCCGUGGAGGAGAACCUGGAGAGCGAGCCCGUCUCUGUGCAGGUCCACACCGCCGGAUCUCCAAAACAAGAGGAGAUCCCGUCCCCAACAGACCUGCAGUUCUACGAGGUCUCAGAUGUGAAGAUCACCAUUACGUGGACCGGUCCACCCACCGAGGUCACCGGUUACAGGGUGGUCUUCACCCCGAUGGGUCAAGACGGCUCCGAGCUCCGCCCCCUGCAGCUUCCCGUCUCACACAACGCAUACGCCGAGUUCGCCCAACUGCAGCCCGGCACGCUCUACCGCUUCUACAUCUACGCCUUGAGAGGCGACGCCGAGAGCCGGCCGCUGGUUGGAGAGAAGUCCACCAAACCCGACGCUCCCACAGACGUGCGUUUCAUCGACAUCAAACCGAACAGCGCGCAGAUGAUCUGGGAGUCUCCUCGGGCCAGCGUUUCCGGUUUUCGCCUCUUCCUGAGCGUCGAGGGCUCCAGCCCCAUCGAGAAGAGGAUCCCCGGCAGGGCCACCCAGUACCCGUUGCUGAAUCUGCGCCCCGACACCCAGUACACCGCCACCCUGCACACCGAGCAGGACAACGUGCUCAGCGAGGGCUUCACCACGUAUUUCACCACCGCUCCUCAGAUCGGAAAUGCCCCUCCUUUCAGCACCGAGGUCACCGACACUGCCAUCAUUGUCACCUGGAUGCCUGUCCGCAAGUUCAGCUACAAGCUUUCUGUGCUCCCGAGUGAAGAGGGCGAAUCUCCCAGAGAGGAGACCUCGGACUCCGGACGGAUCCACAUCAGCGGCCUGAACCCUGGGACUCAGUACACCUACAGCGUUCAGCCCAUUUACAACAACCGCAACCGUGGAAACCCCAUCACCCGCAACGUCGUCACCUCUUUGUCUCCUCCCACUGACCUCAGAGUGGUGUCCAACCCGGACACAGGAGAUCUAACGGUUUACUGGGCGGCCUCCAAAACACAAGGAAUCUCGGGCUACAGAGUGACGAGCACGCCGACCAUGGGUCACAGGGGAAAUUUCCUGGAGGAGUUUGUCCGUGAGGAUCAGACCUCCUGCACGCUGGAGAACCUGAACCUGGGUGUGGAGUACAACYUCAGCGUGUUUACCACCAAGGGUCGCGUGGAAAGCCCACCGGUGUCCACGCUCGUCACGCCAGUCAUGCCGGCUCCAAGCAACCUGCAGUUCAGCGGCGUCGGUCCCGACCACAUCAGGGUGACGUGGACGAUCCCCAACAUCGCCACGCCCAGUCAGAUUUCCCGAUUCGUGAUUCGUUAUCACCCCGUGGCCACGGACGACGACGUCCGGGAAGUUAAUGUGGGCGGAGCCACCAACACCUUCCUGCUGCAGAACCUGCAGCCCGACACAAAGUACCGGAUCAGUGUCGUCAGCGUUUACGACGAUCAGGAAAGUCGACCGGUCACAGGAACUCAGAGCACAGUUCUGGACUCGCCGACCGAACUGAGGUUCUCGGACAUCCGGACCAACUCCUUCACGGUCCACUGGCUGCCCCCGAGGGCCUCCGUCAGCGGCUACAAGAUCCGCUACCAGAAGACCAGCGGCGGGCGAGCCAAGGAGGAGCGCCUCCCACCCACCAGGAACCACUUCACCGUGACGGGACUGGCGCCGGAGGCCGAGUACAUGGUUUACGUGUUCGCCAUCAGCAACGGGCAGGAGAGUCAGGCGCUGACCGGAACCCAGGCCACCAUCUCCGACGCUCCCACUGACCUGACUGUGACGUCCUCCACCCCCACCACCAUCACCAUCCGCUGGGACGCCCCCUCUGUUGAAGUGAGGAACUACAGGAUCACCUACGGAGGGACAGGAGGAGAAUCUCCUCAGGAYUUCUCCAUUCCCGGUACCCAGACCUCGGCCACCAUUACGGGGCUGCGCCCUGGUAUCGACUACACCAUCACCGUCUAUGCCGUCACRGCCAGAGGAGACAGCCCGGCCUCCAAUAAACCCGUCUACAUAACACACAGGACCGACACYGAGGCUCCAACUGACAUGAAAGUCACAGAUGUGAAGGACAACGCUCUCACGGUGCGCUGGUCUCCAGCUCAGGGACCAGUCAGAGGCUACAGAGUCACAAGUGUCCCCAGAAACGGCCUGGGACCCUCCUACUCKGAGGUGGUGGCCCCCGAUCAGACAGAGAUGACGUUCACGGGUCUGAUGCCCACCGUAGAGUACGUGGUGAGCGUUUAUGCCCUGGGCAARGAUGGACAGCCGUCCUCUCCUGUGGUGGAGAACGCCAUCACUGCGAUGGACCAUCCUAAAGAUCUGAGCUUCUCUGACAUCGACUCCACGUCCAUGCGCAUCACGUGGGACAGUCCGGACGGGACGGUGACGGGGUACCGCGUCCUGUACUCCAGCUCCGAGGAGGGCGAGCGGGAGCUGCGUCCGGCGCCCAGACGGGACCAGGACAGCGCUGUGCUGAGGAACCUCCAGCCUGGGACCGAGUACACCGUGAAGGUCAUCGCCUACAACGGACGGACACCCAGCGCACCGUUAGUGGGAACCCAGGCCACUGUAAUCCCCGCCCCCACCGACAUGUUGGUCUCAGACCUCGGCCCGUCUGUCUUCACCGUCUCGUGGCGAGCACCGUAUGCACGCCUGACAGGGUACCGAGUGGUCGUUACCCCCAAAAACAUCAACAGCCCUCACAAAGAACUGAACAUCGGUCCGGACUCCACCCGGGUCGUUGUACCGGGGCUGAUGGUGGCGACGACCUAUCAGAUCCAGGUCUACGCCCUGAAGAACACCGUCACCAGCAAACCACUGGAGGGAGAAGCGACCACACUGGAAGAGGUGAGUCCUCCACGGCGCGUUCGUAUCAUAGACCUGAAGGACACGUCCUUCACUCUGACCUGGAGGGCCAAGUUAGAACCCAUCACAAGUUACCUCAUCGAAGCCAAGCCCAUGAGCGGCUCGCGCUCCCCCAUCAGCAGGACCAUCCCCGGAGAUAAGACCACCUACACCCUCACAGGCCUUCAGCCGGGCACCACCUACUCCGUCAGCCUGUACACGCUGAACGGAAACACGAAGAGCGCUCCGUUCACACUCAGGGUGGACACAGCGAGACCUGUGGUCCAGGCUCCCACCAACCUCCAGUUCACCUCCGUGAUGCCCACCUCRGUCUCCUUCACCUGGCAGCCCCCCUCUACGCACAUCACAGGAUAUUACAUCACCUACGAGGAGUCUGGAAGAACGCCGCAGGAGCUGACCCCCCAACCCCACGCUGGACAGAACUACGCCACCAUAAUGGGACUGAAACCCACCACAGAUUACAUKAUCAGAAUCAUCGCCAUCCAGAACACACAGAGGAGCCCGCCUCUGGUGGGCAGGAUCAGGACUCAGCCAGACUCCGCGCUUCCCCAGCCUCUGCCGCUGCCCCACCGCCCCGGAGGCAACAAGCCAGAUGUGCCUGAAACUGACUUGAACAACAGAAUCCACUUAGCGGGCCCCAACCAGGACGGGGUCGGUGGUCAGAGCCAACAUGUGGAGUACACRGAGUACAACAAUGGAGGCAACCCGCAAAGUCCUAAUGAGCAAGUCCGUGAGCCCCUGGUCUUUGUCCCCAUUCCUGAUGCAGAGGGCCGCAGACGCCCCGUCCUGAAGCUUCGACUGCCCGUCGGAUCAUCAGUUUUUAACGAGACCGGAGUUCCUCUGGAGGCCCAGACUCAAACCAGCAUCUCCUGGAAGCCUUACAGUCAGAGCAGCGCCUACGAGCUUUCCUGUUACCCGCUCACACACGGCAACGAGAAGAUGUUCCAGGUCCGCCUGCCGGGUACGACCACAACCGCCACCCUGAUCGGACUCACCCCCGGAGCAGACUAUAACGUGAUUGUAGAGGCACUACUGGGAGCACUCAAACACAAGAUUCUGGAGCAGGUCGUCACAGCUGGAAACACGAUCUCGGACGUUGUUCCAUCCAAUAAAGACAUGUGUUACGACGCCUUCACUGCGACCUACCAUGAGGUCGGAGGUGAAUGGGAGCGUCUGUCUGAGACGGGCUUCAAGCUGUGGUGCAAGUGCUUGGGCCUGGGCAGCGGUCACUUCAGAUGUGAUUCAUCCAAGUGGUGCCACGACGGUGGCGUCAACUAUCACAUUGGAGAGAAGUGGGAACGCCAUGCUGAAAACGGUCACCUGAUGAGCUGCACUUGUUUGGGGAACGGCAAAGGAGAGUUCAAGUGUGACCCCCAUGARUCCGUGUGUUAUGAUGAAGGCCAAACCUAUCAGGCAGGCAGCCAGUGGCAGAAGGAGUACCUGGGUGCAAUCUGCACCUGCACCUGCUURGGAGGACAACAGGGGUGGCGAUGCGAUAACUGCCACAAACCGGGCUCUGAUGUGGAUCCCGGUCUUUUCCAGCCCAUCAGAUACGGAGAAAACACGCUGAGAAAACACAUCAACUGCCCCAUCGAGUGCCUCCGACCGGGCCUGCUGGCCGAUGGCAUCGCUACCCAAACUAAGAAAUAAGGGAUGGGCCGCUCCCUGGCCGUCCCGCCGCUGCACUGUCUCACCUUAUGGAAGCCACGCCGUCUGUGGGAACAAGUGUGCGCUCUCGCUCACUUCCUGACUCGUUUAUUUUAUUUUACCAGCCUGCUGUUCAUCUCGAUGGUUUCUCUCUACCAGUCUGUUCACUGUUGUUUCAACUUUUCAAGACUCAUCACUUUUUACCRUGAAAUUAUGGUACUUAGGAUUUGUUACGGUCCAAUUUAUACAGAUUAAUUUGUUUUCUAUUAACAUGUUCAUCAGAAAUUAAAAAUGUCAUUCUGUUCUUUGAUUUUCUGUUCCGUAACCUUUUAUUGGCUGAAAGGUUUCCCUAAUAAUUUAACCUCUGAGUGUCUGAAUCAGGAUGAGAGUUUGAGCCGUUUUAUUUUUGUACGUUGUUGACAAAAAGAAGUGCCUUAUUUUAAUAAAGCUGGAGAGAUCCUGA